AUGGAGAGGCUUGUGGAAAUUUACACAAAUCAGCUUAAGGAAUUAGAUAAAAUCAGAGACAAAAAUGAAGGGAAAUUAUCUGACAUUGAAAGAACAUUUUACAAUUUUUUGCUUAGCUCCCUUGAGAUUGUGAAUGCUUUAAAGGAACAAAGUAAUGAAAAACAAAAAGAUAAUGUCAAUGAUAAUACACCUGCGUCUAGCACAAAUAAAAAUUAUGAUGAAAACAGCAGGGCUAGAAGUCCAAUAAAAUUACAUGACGACUACACUACUAAUACCGAAGAAAAAACUCUAGAUCAAGACACGAGUUCAGACGAAGAACCCAUUAAACGCCGCAGAGGCGACCAGACCGUAAGAACAAAAACCCACAAACCAAAUGCUAAAAAAGUAAAACUCAGUACGCACACACAAAUAAUCUCACCGAUCGUUAUGGCUAAUCAAGCUAGCAUUAGCACAAAUGAUCAAGAGUUAAAUAAUGAUGUGCAAACACAUUCUGAAUCUAAUCAGGAAAAUGAAACUGAUAACAACACGGAUACCAACAUAUGCGAAACAGAAUAUAAUGCUAACUCAGAUAAUCAGAUGAUAACAAAUAAUGAAAACACAGACAGCAAUACACAAAAUUCAGUGAAUAACACACAAAGAAAACUUCCACCUUUAAUUCUUAAGGAAAAUUUCAUGACUUGGGGAAAUAUUAAAAAAGUAUUUCAUACCAAAAAAUUCUCAUUUAUCGGACAAAAUUUGAGGAACGAUGGAAUAAAAGUCAUUGAAGGAGACGCUGAAAGUUAUAGAGGCAUUGUUAAGUACUCAAAGAGCUGA
Messenger RNA from Stegodyphus dumicola, 813 nucleotides. RefSeq lists its product as uncharacterized. The record is from RefSeq and is a predicted model, not a curated record. NCBI's taxonomy places the organism in Eukaryota, Metazoa, Arthropoda, Arachnida, Araneae, Eresidae.